GUAAUACAUAAUAUAUGAAGAAACGAAUUUCAACAUUAAUGAGCCUAAAGAGGUACUCAGGAGAACAAGAAACAAAAAAUAUACAAGAUAGAUCAAUGACAAGUUUAUUCACAGUAUACCGAUGUAUAUCAUUGGCCCACGUAAAUCUGGCAAAACAACCUUUCUUUAUAAAUCAGUAGUAAAAUAUAAUACAGAAGAGGCUAAUAAUGAAUUUAAAAUAAUACCCACAUCUAAUUUUAAUGUUGAAGUUAUCAAGUAUAAAUCGUAUCUAUUUGAAAUAUGGGAUUUUGCAGAAACUCUUUCCUGUUUGAAUCAUCCCAGUCAUCCUCAGGUUAUUAUUUAUAUGAUCGAUUCAAUCGAAUAUAGUAAAGAAAUGACUACAACAAAAUCAAGGGAGUCUAUGGCUUGGCUAUUGGAGAAUGCUUAUUCACAAAUAAAGAAUACAAUCAUUAUUACUGUAGCUAAUAAAAUGAACAAUAUAAAUGAUGAUAUUCAAGAUAUCGGCAUAACUUGGACAAAUGACGAUCGACUUUAUAAACUAUUAAAGGGACAUGAUUGGAGGUUAUUUCCUUGUAAUUCAUCAAAUGGAGAAGGAUUUGAUCUAAUAUUCGAUUAUCUUAUUAUGAAAUUAAAGGAUCAGGAACAGAAAAAUGCAGUCACACCUUGGGAAUUAUUAGCUAAUCCCCAUCAUCUUCAUGACCCAGAAUUUUUCCUCUGGUUUCAACAAGGCAGAGCUUUUCUAUUUUUUGAUCAUCAAAGUCUUAUUCGUAUCAUUUAUUUAACGAUUGUUACACGAAAGAAGCACCAAUUAUUACAUGAACAGUUAGCCGCUCUAUCAUCUAUAAAUUAUUCAGAGACACAAACACUCUUCUGGGUACACAUGGUUUCAUUUGCACUAUUAAAAUCGCCCUUAUUAGAAGGUCAAAAGCCAGAUUUUAGUUUAUUUUUAAAGCGUUCAAAAUUAGAAGAAGAUUGUUGGAAAGAUUAUUAUUCGCAGAAAGUAUUUUAUUCUGAGAGGGCAACAAAAGAGUUUAUACCACCUGAUAAAAAGCCUUUACCAAAUGCAUUUAGACCUUCUUCUUUAGCAUUAAAAGGAAGUGGAUUACGGAUAGAUUACCAAAUACUGUGAUUUAUUCCCUUUCCACCGUCUUUCUUUUAACAACCAAUUAAAAAGCCAG
This is a messenger RNA of Cokeromyces recurvatus, 1178 nucleotides long. RefSeq names its product P-loop containing nucleoside triphosphate hydrolase protein. Gene Ontology annotation, molecular function: GTP binding; GTPase activity. The record is from RefSeq and is a predicted model, not a curated record. The transcript has 3 exons. The coding region runs from base 122 to 1129 and encodes 335 amino acids. Gene Ontology annotation, biological process: vesicle-mediated transport; intracellular protein transport. Gene Ontology annotation, cellular component: cytoplasm. Lineage: Eukaryota; Fungi; Mucoromycota; Mucoromycetes; Mucorales; Mucoraceae.